UUAGUAUUAUUAUGCAAACUAUAGAAACAAAAUAGAGCUGGAAAAUGAAAUACUCUUUGCGUUCAGCAAAUGCUGCCACUUUUCAACUCCUAGCUAGCUUUCUUGGAGGAACCCUGUCAAACCUUGGGGACGAUUGAGCAAUGGCAGUUGCUUCCAGAGGGAGAGCUGAGCUUACGUCGAAGACGAGCCCAGAGAGGACAAUGGUGUGGACUGAGCCGAAGCGGAGAGCAAAAGCUCAAGUGGUUUACUACCUCUCGAGGAAUGGCAACCUCGAGCAGCCUCAUUUCGUGGAGGUUCCUUUCUCUACUGUAGAAGGGCUCUACCUCAGAGACGUCAUCAGCCGUCUCCAUGUUCUCAGAGGCCGGGCCAUGGCGGACAUGUACUCCUGGUCUUGCAAGAGGAGCUACACAAAUGGCUAUGUGUGGCAUGAUCUGUUGGAAGAUGAUUUCAUCCACCCUGUUCAUCGGAAUGAGUACGUGCUCAAAGGAACACGGAUUCUGGACUUCUACUUCUCUUCUACUCCCUCGGCCUCCGUGGAAAGCUCCGCCUCUUCCUCCAUCAGUUCCGGGAAGUCUGUGGAAGCCUCGAAACGCGCGCAAGAUGACACCUUUCUCUCUUCCGCCGUCAAGUCGAGUGACGCGUCCACGCAGACGGACGAGCACAGGCGGCAUCGCCGGCGAGCUACUCCGACCGACGAGAAGCCAAAGACAUUGACAACGGUAGAGAACCCCGCCACCGAACUCAGCCAAGACGAGAUCUCGCCGCCGCCACUGUCGUCGUCGAGCCCGGAGACGCUAGAAGCGCUUAUCAAGGCGGACAGCUACCGUAUCGUGGCGGCAGAGCCGGAGCAGAAGGAGAGGGCGGAGGGCGGCUGCUUAAGCGGAAGAGUGAAGGCCACGGAGGUGCUGAUGCAUCUGAUCUCGUGCGGUUCGGCCUCGGUGAGGACCAGCGGGCUGUCGUUGAUGCCGCAGUACAGCGGAGGGCUGGACCGAGCGGAGUCCAUGGGACACUUCCCGAGCUUUCGGGCCAUGAGAGUGGAGGAGGUGUGCUUCAGUGGGAGCUUGGUGGAGACCAACAAGCCGGCGGCGGGCGGGAACGGCGACGAGAUGCCAAGCUUGAAGAGGUCCUCAUCUUACAACGCUGAUAGGGGCUUGGAGAUGGAUGAUCCUGCGAAGGAGAACGAAGAGGUACGUGGUCGAUGCGUGCCAAGGAAGCCCAAGUCGAGAAAUGAAGGGCGAACUCACAAGUAGCUAGAUCAAGCCCGUGCUCUAAUUUUGAAGUCGAUGAGAGCAAUUAGCAUGCAUCAGUCUAAAAUGAAGUCCUAUCUCGUUUAAUUUUCCAGCUGCUAUAUAUCAUUCUCAAGUCUGAUUAAUAUGAGAAUAAGCUCGAUGAAUGUUAGUUCUCAAAUCCAGGGGCGUCCUCGUUUGUGUUCUUCGACAUCAACGAGAACCCUCCUUGUUACUUAUGACAAGAAGCCAAGUGCAUUGCACCAGCAGCAUGUUAAAUUCCUCAUGGUGUUUUAAUGUGUAUAAAUAUUCAGGAAUUUAGAAAAAUAUACAUGUAUCUGAUGACCAA
Molecule: messenger RNA, 1575 nt
Organism: Zingiber officinale
Lineage: Eukaryota; Viridiplantae; Streptophyta; Magnoliopsida; Zingiberales; Zingiberaceae
Product: protein SOSEKI 5-like
Exons: 4
Coding region: 141-1250 (369 amino acids)
Source: RefSeq, a predicted model, not a curated record